Molecule: messenger RNA, 1215 nt
Organism: Aspergillus chevalieri
Lineage: Eukaryota; Fungi; Ascomycota; Eurotiomycetes; Eurotiales; Aspergillaceae
Gene: ATP10
Product: mitochondrial ATPase complex subunit ATP10
Exons: 2
Coding region: 1-1215 (404 amino acids)
Biological process (GO): mitochondrial proton-transporting ATP synthase complex assembly
Cellular component (GO): mitochondrial inner membrane
Source: RefSeq, a predicted model, not a curated record
AUGUACCACAGUAAGGGCAGGGGGAAACCAUGGAACGGCGCGAAGUCACGGGACCAUGCUGAUAGGGAAGGUGAUAACGUCGUAGUUGAAAACAUCACGGAAGGACCAGCGGGGAAGUCAUCAAUCACUCCGGUCAACAUGUGGAAGCGCUCGUUAUCUCUCUCGCGUUUGUCGGGGUGUUCUCCUUUGCAAGGGAGCCGCUGUCUCAGUUGUCAAUUCCGCAAUCCUGCCGCCGCUGCUCUUCUCCGUUCGAGGUUAUCGCUACGCUACUACUCGAGCCCGAGUCAGAACAACAGCAACGAGUCUACUCCCUCAAAGCCGUCUGAUCGAGUCCAAUUCAACCAGAACCCCUCUCCAUCGCAACCAACCAAACCCAAUGAACAGGACUACACCCCCCGCGCCCUGGACCGCCCAAUCGGUUCCGUGAUCCCACCUCAAGAAGGCCAAAACACCGGCCUUGACGAACGGACCCUCAGACAACGACGAGAUGACUUUGUCAGCUACGAUAGACACAUCGAGCGGCGGAAGGAAUUGACAAAACAAGUCGCAAAGCCCUACUUCCGCGAAUGGACCAACAUGCGCUACCAUGAAGGCAAAACCUUCCUCUCGAACCUCCGUCUCUUCAAACGCGAUAAAGCCCUCUACUUCCCCAAUAUGUUCGGCAUCACGCUCGCCUCCCCCAAACAGCCGCAAAACACGACGUCGCUCUUCCGCGGCCGGAUCUCCAUCGUGAAUGUGUUUUCGAGUGUCUGGGCCGAGACUCAGGUUGCUACUUUCACCAGUGAGAAGCACAACCCGGGUCUUUAUGAGAUAUUGAAUGGUGUGAAGGGGGGUGUGGAAGUUGCGCAGAAGGUUGAUAUCAAUCUGGAAGAGAAUAGGCUCAAGGCGUGGUUGGUGAGAAUGUUUAUGUGGCAGAUGAGGGGCAAGUUUGCGAAGGAGCAGCAUGAGCGGUAUUUCUUGGUGAGGAAGGGGGUUACUGAUGGGAUCAAGGAGAGCAUUGGCAUGAUGAACAGCAAGGUUGGGUAUGUUUAUCUGUUGGAUGAGAACUGUCGCAUUCGGUGGGCUGGAAGUGGUCCUGCUCAGAGACCGGAGAUUGAUGCUUUGAACAAUGGUGUCAAGAGAUUACUCGAAGAGAGGAGGAUAAGCAAGGAAUCCAAUAUGCCGACAGAGACUUGGAGGGCCGCAGAAAAGGCCAAACCCAGGGUCAUUGUAUAA